AUGGCUGAGAAUUCAUGGGAACCAGAAGGCAAUCUGAAGAAUGCAGCAGAAAUCCUGAAAAGGUAUAAAGAGGUCAAAGGAAUCACUCUGACAACUCAGCAGCCAACUCCCAAGUUGACUACUACAACAUGGCCCCUUACUCAUUCCACUAUCGCAAUGGCAGUCCCGAGGCUACUCUCGGAGAAACCACACCUCCCGCAUCCUCGACUUCCUUCUCUCCCGUUCAAGAGGAAACUCUGGUUGACCGCGACAGCCCUGAGCCUGGGCUCACCACCAACGAUGUACAAAGAGAAUGCUGAACUCAUACAAAUUCCUCUGGGAUUCGAGUUUGGAAUCUGUGUCCACAUCACUGCCAGAAACAUUAACCCCCUCGAUGAUGGAAGUGACCCCAAUGACUCCCCCACACACCUUGCCUACCUCAGGGACAUUGUCAACAACCCCCAACGUUGUAGAGGGUGGGUCAACAAGAUUGACAACAUUGCCCACGACCAAACAGCACUUCAGGCCUUACUCGAUGCGACUGAUGACAUGACUUCUGGCGCUUUAUUUGCAGGAAUUGUGGAGAAAGGACAGGAAGUUCAAGCAGGGUUUGACAAGGUGGCGAGGGAUGGACAAGCUAUCAGAGAGGCAGUUGAGGCAAUUCAACGGAAUGCAGUCAAUUUCUCUCGGUUUCUAAACCACGGUGACGGCUCCUCGAGCACAAACGUCAAGCUGUCAGCGCCGACGCCUUUGUGCCUGACAGAAGGCUCUGCAGAGAUGGCCACUGAAUGCGCCAAAGAACUCACCGUGACUUCAAUGUACUCCUUGUGCUCGAUCUGCUCGAGAUCGACGCUACUUGCCACCUCGCUCGCCCCGUCCAUCAUCAUCAACAACACCAUCGACAGCUCUCUGGCCGCAGCACCAACCGCUUGCCUCUCCUUCUCGAACAGCAUGCUCCGCGUGCUCGAGGACUCGUUGCCGACGAGCGAUGCCAUCCUCGCCAUCAGCAUGCACGCCGGGUCUUCCUCAUUGUUGUCUGAAUCUUUGUCGGUGCCAAGCAGAGGCGUGCUGCACGCCAAGAGCAGUGGCGGCGGCGUGGACGCACGGUCAUCGGCGACGCGCGUGCCGGACAAGCGGAGCAACGGUGACAGGUUCAGGACUGAAGAGUCGUACGUCCCGUCCGUCUCUGCACCCCACAAGGUUGCGACCGAGGAGCUCUGUGAGCUCACCUGGCUCUGGUUGGUGCAGUUCCUCGCGUUGCAGCUCAUCGUGUUGCGAUUCUUCUUGUGGUGA
Phanerochaete carnosa HHB-10118-sp is the source of this 1272-nucleotide messenger RNA. RefSeq lists its product as uncharacterized. The record is from RefSeq and is a predicted model, not a curated record. Lineage: Eukaryota; Fungi; Basidiomycota; Agaricomycetes; Polyporales; Phanerochaetaceae. The coding region runs from base 1 to 1272 and encodes 423 amino acids. The transcript has 4 exons.